UGCGCCGCAAACGCGUCGCGGAAAUGUUUCGCUGCUUCAGCUGCUGCUGCCACCGUCCGCAAGAAAUCGAAAUCAAAAUCGAAAUCGAAACCGAAACUGAAACCGAAACCGAAAGCCGAAAUUGAAUUUUCAUUUAAAAUUUAAAGCCAUUCAAACGCAAAGCAAACGCGCUGCCGUCCCUUUUUGAAUUGCGCAUCCUUGGCAACCGUUAAGAAAACGCAGCAAACGCAUUGAAAACCCGAUACAGCGAAACGGGAAACGGGAAUCCAAACCGUUUGAUAGUUUUACUUUCCUCUCCCCAAAGUUCUCAGUUGGCGCCAUGAGGGAACCGCUGCCCGCGGCGCUGCUGACGGCGAUCCUGCUCCUGUGGCUCGGCUCGGCGGUGCCACCGACCACUGGAUCGGCGGUGCUCAUCUCCGACAUGACCAUGAGCGUGAUGGUGGAGCUCUCCUCGCGCCAUCCCUUCUGCAAGAUGCACACCGAUCGUGGGGAUAUCCAGCGCAUGCUGCUGCAGUCGGAUCCGCGCCGCAUACGCCAGGUGCCGCGCGAGUCGGUGAUGGAGCUGGAGGAGGUGUGCCGCCGGCAGGGAUCGUAUGGCCACGAGUUCCGCGGCGGCCUGGGCUUCAUCUAUCCGGGCACCAAGUGGUGCGGGCCGGGCACGGCGGCCACCAGCUACGAGGAUCUGGGCGCGCAUGCACGCGAGGAUCGCUGCUGUCGCGAGCACGACAUGUGUCCGGACGUGCUCAAUGUCGGCGAGUGCAGGCGGGGAUUGUGCAACCGCGGCACAUUCACCAGGAGCCACUGCGACUGCGACGCGCGCUUCCGGCGCUGCCUGCAGGCGGCGAACACGGAGACGGCCAACACGCUGGGCGCCAUAUUCUACAAUGUGGUGCAGGUGACGUGCUUCCAGGAGCGGAGCCCCUGCUCGGCGCACCAGAGAGCCGGCUACAAUCAGACGGAGCAGGAGGCCAUCUGCGCCCAGUGGCAGUACCAGCCGUCGGAGAAGUAUGUGCCCAGCCAGCCGAGAACCUCCUCCUAAGGGAGCCACGUUGACGACCUGGACUAGAUGAUGGACUCACGGACUCAUGGACUCACGGAAUCGGUUACAAAUCUACAAGCUAUAGUCAUAUGGUUAUCCUCGAUUGCAAUUCUUAAACCUGAACGAAAGCCAAAGAUCAAAACAGCCGAAACAGCGCGAAAGAACUAGAUGGGAAAAUAUAUCCACACAUAUAUUUUCAUAUAUUGAAUGCAUACAAAACAGAUCUAUACAUAUAUAUAUAUAUACACACACACGGAAACGUACAUAUAAAUAAAUAUAUUUACCAAGA
Messenger RNA from Drosophila teissieri, 1328 nucleotides. Its product is annotated as acidic phospholipase A2 PA4. The record is from RefSeq and is a predicted model, not a curated record. Lineage: Eukaryota; Metazoa; Arthropoda; Insecta; Diptera; Drosophilidae. The transcript has 4 exons. Gene Ontology annotation, biological process: phospholipid metabolic process; arachidonate secretion. Bases 320 to 1039 code for a protein of 239 amino acids.